Messenger RNA from Schistosoma turkestanicum, 1782 nucleotides. The record is from the annotation of a GenBank genome assembly. NCBI's taxonomy places the organism in Eukaryota, Metazoa, Platyhelminthes, Trematoda, Strigeidida, Schistosomatidae.
GGAGUUUUGUGGGUUUAUGAAAAUCUAUACUGUAACACCAAAAUGAUUACGGCAGCACUUCAAGGAGAUGGUGCAUUUCCAGUCAAAACUAUGGGUGACUCCGAAAACUACAACCUUAAUAAAAAGGAGUGGAUCGAUAAAAUUUUAAGAGAAAAACCGAAAGAUGUGCUAAAAACGAGGCAGAUAUACUACUCGUUGCUCAACAACGGAAAAAUGGCUGCUAAACUCAGUAAACCAAAGCAAAUAAGCAGUGACGCUUUGAUGGCUUCGAAGCGAAACAUAAUAAUGUUGCCUCUCAACUUUGAGCUAAUACCUGAUCGAAUAUUUCAUAUAAAUAAACCACCAUCAGGAAGAGAACGAUUAUAUAAACCCACCGGUAAUGAACUACAGCCAGUGAUAUCAGAAGAAUGUCAUGAGAAUACUAAUAAUAAUAAAACAGUUGUUUUUCAAUAUGAACCAAUGAUUGGAAAAUUUUUUACAGCAUCUAGAGCUAAUGGAAUAGUUGGCAAACCAAUAAAUUUAUCAAACGAUUCAAAAUUUUUAAAAUUUGAAUCACGUUUUGAAUGUGGCAAUUUAUCAAAAGCCAUAUGCACUGGUCCUUAUGAAUAUGAACUUUAUCUACGACCAGAUUUAUAUACAAAAAAGUAUACACAAUGGUUUUAUUUCCGUGUGGAAAAUACAGAGAAUAAUAAUAAUUAUAGAUUUACAAUUGUAAAUUUUUAUAAGUCUACUAGUUUAUUUGCGAAAGGUAUGCGACCAUUAAUGUAUAGUGAGAAAAUGGCUAAAUUAACUGGUAUUGGUUGGCGACGUGUUGGUACUGAUAUAAAUUAUUAUCAAACAAAAUCUAUCAAAUCGACUGACAUUAAACAGUCACAACCACAAUCACAACAACCUCACCAACAACCGCAACAACAACAGCCACCACCAUUGAAACAUAAAUCAUCAAAAGAUGAUACACUUAAAUCUCAAUGUACAUAUUCAUUAACUUGGACAUUUAAAUUCCCUUAUACAAAUGAUAUUGUUUAUUUUGCUGCAUGUUAUCCAUAUACUUAUACACAAUUGAAAGAAUAUUUAUAUAAAUUAACGCUGAAUACAUCAAUUAAGAAAAUUUGUCAACAAACUAUACUAUGUUAUACAUUAGCUAGUAAUCCUGUACCAUUGUUAACAAUUACAGAACCGGAUAAUGAUGAUGAUGCAGAUGGGGAUGGGGAUGGGGAUGAAGGGGAUGAAAAUAAUAAUAAUAAUAAUAAUAAUAGUAAUGAUCAACUUCUGAAUGAGACAGAUUUUCAAUCACAAUCCACUGAUGAUGAUAGCAAUAACAAUAAGCCAACAGAGAAGAAACGUUGUGUUGUCAUUACAGCCCGCGUACAUCCAGGUGAAACACAAGGUAGUUGGAUGAUGAAAGGUUUAAUGGAUUUUUUGAUAAGUACAGAUCCAGAUGCUAAAGUAUUACGAUCGAAUUUUGUGUUCAAAUUAAUUCCAAUGUUAAAUCCGGACGGAGUGAUUGUAGGAAAUUAUCGUUGUUCAUUAUCAGGUUGUGAUUUAAAUCGAAAAUAUACAUCUACUUUAAAACAUUUUUUUCCUACAAUUUGGCAUACAAAACAAAUGAUUAUAAAUGUCAUGAAACAAUAUGAAGUGGUUGUUUAUUGCGACUUGCAUGGACAUAGUCGAAAACAACAAAUGUUCAUCUAUGGAUGUCAAAGUGAAACACCGGAAACAAAAUAUUAUUCACGUAUAUUUCCUGCAAUGUUAAGUAAGAAUAUACCAGAAUUAAUGAUAUGA